Recurvomyces mirabilis is the source of this 3591-nucleotide messenger RNA. RefSeq lists its product as uncharacterized. Gene Ontology annotation, molecular function: RNA polymerase II cis-regulatory region sequence-specific DNA binding; zinc ion binding; DNA-binding transcription factor activity, RNA polymerase II-specific. Bases 1 to 3591 code for a protein of 1196 amino acids. NCBI's taxonomy places the organism in Eukaryota, Fungi, Ascomycota, Dothideomycetes, Mycosphaerellales, Teratosphaeriaceae. Gene Ontology annotation, cellular component: chromatin. The record is from RefSeq and is a predicted model, not a curated record. Gene Ontology annotation, biological process: DNA-templated transcription; regulation of transcription by RNA polymerase II. The transcript has 3 exons.
AUGCAGUCUGAGAGCACGGUCAAGGCCGAUCCGGAUGUCGAAACACAGGACAUUACGGCGGCGGAGCAGAAAGGCAGCACAGCGAAUAAAACCGACUCGAAGGCUCAGAAUGGCAAAGGCCAGAACACCGUCAAAGGCCAAUUCCCUCCACCGAAGACCGAUAAACCACGACCUCAUGUCUGUGGGACUUGUGGGCGUUCCUUUGCUCGGUUAGAGCAUCUCAAGCGACACGAGCGAUCACACACGAAAGAGAAGCCUUUCGAGUGCCCUGAAUGCACGAGAUGCUUUGCAAGACGAGAUCUACUCCUCCGACACCAGCAGAAGCUUCACAUGACAAACACGACUUCAUCGAGACCAAGGAAUGGACGACGUGAGAGCGUAAGCGGAGCCUCUGUCUCUGGUUCGAAUAGAGUCCGAAAGAACUCGAUAGCCAAUGGCAAUGUCGGAGGCGCGGCUGGCCAAAUCAGUGGUCAUCGUCCUAGAGCAGCAACGAUCAGCCAUAUCGAUCUCUCGUCGCUAGGACUCAUGGAUGGAUCUGGCUCACAACUCAGCCGUAUGCAGGCACUCGGCCUACACCCUGGAGGACAUCUUGGUCACAACGGACUGCCAGCGCACAUGAACUUCGACUACCGAGGGAUGUCCAAUUCAAUCGGUAAUCAUGGUAACAUCCAUGCACUACCGAAGCUGGACUUGUCUGCGGUCAACAGCCUCGACACCACCAACUCUUUGAGAACUGCUCCGCCAAUGGGCGGUAUUGCAAGCUUCGCACAUUCUGCUGGUUUCGAUCUAGAGAACCUCUUCAGUCCCGCAACCACUGUGAACCCGGCACAGCUACAAUUUGGAGGACCGACUUCUGCUACAUCACAGUUUCCCAACUACGAGGCAUUUACCUCUCAGCAUCCGAUAAUUCCUGAAGGUGAUGACUUCCACUGGAUGCGACAAUGGAACAUGCAGAUACCGCAAGGCAAUGAUAUGAAUGAGCAUGCGAUCGACGAGUCUUCGCCGUCUCGAAUCAGUAGUGGAGACAGCCCAGCCGACUACAGUGAUCACUUGAGCCACAGCACACCCGCUAUGGCAAUGCCGAACAACGAUUUUGGAUGGUCUCAGCCAGAGCUGCACUCCUCGCAACCGCUCUCGGGUGGUGGACCAUUUCAAUUGGGUGCAUUGGGCACCGGACUGCCACAACUAGAUGCACCGAUGGGGACGAUCUCACCUUCAACAUUAAAUGAUCCCACGGCCACCGGUGGCGCAUACUUCGAGACUCCAAUGUCCAACCACACGUCUCCACAGCAAUUGCAGCAAAUGCACACGGACGCAAUGUCUGGCAGCAUGCAAGGCCAAAGCCCAAAUUUCUUCGCAGCACCAUCGCUUUCGAACUUCAGCUCCGAUAGUCCGAGUAUGUCAUCCUCGUCGGCGCGGCAGAGCUCCGUGACCUCCAACUCUACAGACUCUAUUACAGAUGCCACCCGGCAAGCUCUUCUGACUAGCCUUUCGCAGCCCUCUGUGUAUGGCCACAACCACAGGAAAUACUCGCAGCCUAACAUUAGCUCCCCGUUGUCGCCAGCAGGUACACGUACUGCUAUGCAAGGACCCAAUCUACCCAGCACGGCGGACAUAAGACGAUACGUGGAUGCCUUCAUCAAUUUUGCCCAUCCACAUCUUCCAGUCCUACACAUACCGACAUUGUCAUUCGACGCUACGGAUCUUGGCAGCAAUAAUCGCGGUUCAACAUCACAUGGUGGUUUCGGUCAGAACGGUCCCGUUGGAGGAGGAGGUUGUCUGAUUCUUGCAAUGGCUGCCAUUGGAGCGUUGUACGAGUAUGAUCAUCCGGCAUCGAAAGAGCUGUUUGAAGCUGCAAAGAAAAUGAUCAGCUUAUAUCUAGAAGAGCGCAGGAAGGCAGACAUGACGGCUGCUGUCAACGGGCCAAACUUCGAUGGGUCCUCUCACACUCCGCUUUGGCUUGUGCAUGCAAUGCUCUUGAACGUCAUUUAUGGACACCAGUGUGGCGACAAAACUGCCGCUGAUAUAGCGAGUACACAUUGCGCGGCCCUCGUAAGCUUGGCCCGAGCAGCCCACCUUGCUCAGCCAUCUUCGAAUGCUGGCUCGCCUAACGAUCAUCCUUCGACAGCCGACGUUGACAUGGUCGAUGCCAGUAACGUGUCACCAAAUUACUCUGCCAGACGUGGAAGCCAAGCAUCAAGCCUGCAAGUCCAAUGGAUGACCUGGAAGAACGCGGAGGAGCGCAAGCGCACGCUAUUCGCGAUUUUCAUCCUUUCAAGCUUACUGACGACGGCUUACAAUCAGCCUCCAACGAUCAUGAACUCUGAGAUAUUGCUAGACUUGCCUUGUGACGAAGAGCUCUGGUCUGCAGAGUCAGCACAAGAAUGGCAGAAUCGAGGAGGAUUGGCUGCUACAGAGGACAACGCAGUAUCUUUCGCAGAAGCGCUCAGCACCCUGCUCAUGGCGAAUCAACGGCAAUCGAGCAGCCACUCUGGUCACAGCGGCAAUAAUCCUCUUGGUACCUUGCAAGCUGGUGAUGGCGCUGCUGAUCAUGACCUUCGACCGAGCACAUUCGGAUGUCUAGUCUUGAUCAACGCCUUGCACAACUAUAUUUGGGAGACCAGGACACGACAUCACGGCAGACAAUGGACACAGCAGGAGACCGACUCCAUGUUCUCGCAUAUCGAGCCUGCCUUGAACGCCUGGCAGGCUGCGUGGAAGUCCAAUACUCGUCACAAGCUAGAGAGGCCCAACCCAUUCGGUCUUGGUCCGCUCUCUGCUGAUAGCAUACCACUGCUCGAUUUGGCAUUUGUUCGUCUGUUCGUCGACCUUGGCCGGACGAAGGAAGCUUUCUGGCAGCGUGACUUUGAUGCGAUGGCUGAGGAGCUCGCAAAAGGCACCGAUAUAGUGCUGCAUGCGACGAGCUCGCCUAACGCAGAUGGCUCCUGGAACAGCAAAGCGAAGAGCGGAUCGCCGGGUGGGAUCGCAAAGCGCCGACUGUCUCAAGCUCCAGCAACGGACCAUUCCUCAUCUCGACGAGAGCGACAUCUGCGUAAAGCGGCAUUCUAUGCUGCCGACUCUUUGACCAUUGCUUGCAGCUACAACCUCACAUAUGCUGACAUGACCGCUCACGAGCUCCCGGUGCACUCGGCCUUGUGCUUCUUCGACUGCAGCCAAGUCCUUGCUGAGUGGUCUUCGACAGUGCAAGAACGCAUUGGACGAUAUCUAGGUGUUCUUGGGCGAGAUGCGGUCGACUUUACAGGCGUUCCAGCUAUCAUGCUGCUCGAGACAGAAGAUGUGGAGUUAUUCAGAAAGAUCGAACGCAUCUGUGAAAGCUUGGAAGCCAAACGGUUUCAGCAAGAGAACAUGCUUGCGCUGGAUCUACAGCAGAUGAACCCUGCCGCCUCAACCAACUCCAUGUACAACAAGGUCAAUUUGAGCACAUGCGGCUUUGGUAGUAAGAUCUUGAGAGUCACGGCCUUGAUGCUGGAAAAGGCCGUGGUCUGGCCUGUCACUCAUGUCAUGGCCAAGGCCCUCGAGACUCAAGCUGCGCACAUGGAUUCUCGCGCAGAGAACUCCACAACUUCAUAA